CUACGUUUAUCACACCCUGCAGUGAGCACUGAAUGACCUGCUGCAGUACACAAGAGAAAGAUAUACAGUAGGGAAAGACUCCUUGCUUUGGUACUAAAUAUUGAGGUAUACUUAUGGCUAUGACAGUGACCUGGAUGUGUCUCAUUGUGCUUGCCACAUGCAGAGAAGCCACUGCUGCAGAGGGAUUUGCAGUGCAGACUCCAGAGAAGUCCGUCUCAGCUCCGUACGGCUCCUCCGUCACUCUGCCCUGUGGAAUCUCUCCAGCCACCAGUGCAGUGGAUCUGGAGGUGCGCUGGCACCGACCCAAUGGGUUCAACACGCCGGUUCUGCUCUACAAGAACAAAGCGAUCCAGGAUCAGGCUGCAGACCCUCAGUACAGGGGCAGAGUGUCUCUGACUGGGCAGCUGGAGAAGGGGAACGUGUCCCUGAGGCUGGAGAACUCAACGCUGGCAGACCGAGGAGAGUUUGUGUGCUACAUCAAGAGUCCCGUAUGGUAUGACACGGCUGCAGUGAACCUGACAUUAAGAGUGGUGGGGUCUGCUCUGGACCUGUCUAUAACUGAGACAGGUGAAGGACAGGUGAAUGUUACCUGUGCAUCAGCCGGUUGGUCUCCAGAGCCUGAGCUCAUCUGGACACAUGGAGAGGGGGGGGAAGUCUCUGCGCACCGCAGAGAGCUUUCUACAGAUGAUGCUGGUUUAAUGGGAGUGAGUUCCUGGCUGCUCUACUCUUCCUCUGAGUCAGAGUGGCUCUCCUGCUCUGUGGGUGUGUCUGAUCAGGAGAGGAGAGAGGGCCGGAUCUUACCGUACAUCUCCAGAGGACAGACACCAGACACAGCAGCCCAGUCCGGUGAUUGGACUGCUGCCUUCUUUAUCACUCUGCUGCUCUUGUUGACUCUGCUGAUUGGGAUGUUUAUCCUGUUCAAAAAAGGUGUAAUCAGGUUCAAGCAUUCUGUCAAUUUACCACCACCAUUUGAGCGUUUUUUUGCCCCAUGGGUCAAGAGCGUUCAGAAUGAUGGAGAGAGCCCUGCAUGCAUUGGUGCAGAGUCUUUACUGCCUGAAGGUAACAUGGAAGUGAAGCAUGAAACAAGCAAGCAGACAAUGAAACAAGCAGACAAAACAACAAACACAGAAGUGACAGCAAUGGCAGAGAAGGACACAAACACAAUUGAUGUCCUCCUUCUGACACCAGUUAAGAGCAUCAGUAUGGACACCAACACUAUCCCUCCCUUUCUGGAGGUGAACGAUUUGGGGAAAAACAAAGAAGUGAUGUGUCCUGAUCCUCUGAAAGUCCAGGCCCAUGUGAACAGGUCACACCAUGUUCUAUGUGUGGAGAGAUUCAGCUCAGGACAGCACUGCUGGGGGGUGAAGAUUUGGGAGAAGGAUAUAAUAAAGCCCAAUGACAAAAAAAGAGAGAAGCAGUCGUGGUAUGUGGGGGUGUGCAGUGACACAGCAGAGCGCAUUAAAAAAGUCCCUUUAACCCCAAGGAACGGCUUCUGGGUUCUUCAGUAUGAGAAAGGAACUGGACUCUUUGCCAACACUGACCCUCCGACUCCAGUGCAGGUGUCAACAAUGUUUAAGAAGCUGGGGGUGUUUCUGGACUGUGACAAACACACUCUGUCCUUCUAUAAUGUCAAAACUAAAUCACACCUGUGCACCUUCGAUAAUGUGAGAGCUACCAAUGCUGACACUGAAUCACACCAGUGCACCUCUAAGAAUGUGAGACCUCCUAACAGCCUGAUUCCUCUGAUCAGUCCUGGAGUCAGAGACUCUUUGGUCAUGAGAAUACGCAGAGAUGUAGAGGAGAAAAAAGAGAAAGAUUAA
Sardina pilchardus (European sardine) is the source of this 1820-nucleotide messenger RNA. RefSeq names its product butyrophilin subfamily 3 member A1-like. Gene Ontology annotation, molecular function: signaling receptor binding. Gene Ontology annotation, cellular component: external side of plasma membrane. The record is from RefSeq and is a predicted model, not a curated record. NCBI's taxonomy places the organism in Eukaryota, Metazoa, Chordata, Actinopteri, Clupeiformes, Clupeidae. The transcript is spliced from 12 exons. Bases 114 to 1820 code for a protein of 568 amino acids. Gene Ontology annotation, biological process: regulation of cytokine production; T cell receptor signaling pathway.